UUCGUCCGCUUCGCAAAUAUUGAGGAGGACACGCCGUCCUACCACCGUCGGUACGAUUUCUUCGUGUCCAAAUUCAGCGCCAUGUGUCACAGCAACCACAGCGACAAGACUAUGCGUGACAAGAUACGCUUAGCUGGCAUUCAGGGACUGCAGGGUGUAAUUAGAAAAACAGUUGCCGACGAUCUGGUGGAGAACAUCUGGGAAGCCGAACACAUGGACAAGAUUGUACCAUCGCUGCUUUAUAACAUGCAGUCCGCAGAAAAAUAUGAAACAGUGUCCUGCAUGGACACAGACACUCGAGACGGAGUCGAAGAGGACCCUCCGAAGUUGGCAGAAGCAUGUUUGCGAGAGCUCGUGGGUAGAGCAUCGUUUGGACAUAUACGCAGCGUGCUGGGACCUGUUCUUACUCAUUUCGACCGACACGAAUUGUGGGUGCCGAACGACUUCGCUGUUCACACUUUCAAGAUCAUCAUGUUCUCUAUUCAGGCGCAGUACUCGUACAGCGUGGUGGAGGCGCUGAUGCAGCACCUGGACGCGGCGGGCGCGCCGGGGCCCGACAGCGCGCGCGCCCGCACGCGCGUGCGCGCCGCGCGCGCCGCCGUGCUCAGCAACAUCGUGGCCAUCGCCGCGGGCGACAGCGUGGGACCGUCUGUGCUUGAAAUCAUCAAUAACCUUUUGACGAACUUACGAGCUUCCGUAGCAAGAGAUUCCGAGAAAGAAACCGACGAGAAACUCUACCAAGAAGCGUUGAUAAAUGCGUUAGGCGAGUUCGCAGAUCACUUGCCCGAUUUCCAGAAAAUAGAUAUAAUGAUGUUCAUCGUGAGCAAGAUACCUAGUCAGCGCGGGAAGGUCACCAAGGCCGAUUGCAUGCUGCAGAGUAUAUUACUAAAAUCCCUGCUAAAGGUGGGCACCACGUACAAGACGACGGAGCUGAGCAAGGCCUUCCCCGCGGCCUUCCUGGAGGCGCUGCUGCGGCUGUCCAGCGCCGAGGAGCCCCGCACCAGGGCGCUGCUGCAGCGGAUCCUGCACACCCUGCUGGACCGGCGAGGGAACCGCCACCACGUCUCCACCCCCACGGUGGAGUAUGCGGAGCUCGGGUUAACUGUGGAGAAAUGCUCUCGGCAGGAUUUGAUAUUCAUCAGCAAACACGGUUACGCAAUCUUCAGCUCGUUAUAUGAAGGCCUUCAAUUAGAGUCUAACACAGCGGAGAACAUCGAAUCGAUCUACACGACACUAGCAUUGUUAUUCAUUGAAUUGGCGUCCGAAGAAACUGUGUGCGACAUGCUGCAAGUUAUUAUGGCCAUUCAGCAGUCGUCGCUGGCCAACCCCGUGGUGUCGGUGGCGCAGCAGUGCCAGCUGCAGACCGUGGCCAUCUCGCUGGCGGCGCUCAUCCCGCACGUGUGCAUGCUGCCGAGACUCGCCGACUACAUCGACAAGAUAGUCGAGGCCCGGCGCGAAGACGCCCUGCACUUGCUGCCUCCGUUGCUGGACAGUUACGAGCACGUACCGGCUUCCAAGCUACCCUCCAAGUUACCUUAUUUGAUGAUCGAUCAGAUGGAGAUCUGCGAGACGCUGCAGGCGGCCGGCAUGGAGGCGUCGCGGCUGCAGACGGCGUCGCCGUACGUGGGCGGCGCCGCGGCGCUGACGCAGCGCCACAGCUGGGUCGAAGCCGGAGCAACGGUAGGUCGCGAUAGCCUGGCCGACAUCACGGGGCCCGUCACAGAGCUGGACAGCGCUAACAGCUCCCCGGGAGUGCAACGG
Molecule: messenger RNA, 1761 nt
Organism: Hyposmocoma kahamanoa
Lineage: Eukaryota; Metazoa; Arthropoda; Insecta; Lepidoptera; Cosmopterigidae
Product: protein EFR3 homolog cmp44E-like
Exons: 14
Biological process (GO): protein localization to plasma membrane
Cellular component (GO): plasma membrane
Source: RefSeq, a predicted model, not a curated record